This is a messenger RNA of Purpureocillium takamizusanense, 435 nucleotides long. RefSeq lists its product as uncharacterized. Bases 1 to 435 code for a protein of 144 amino acids. The transcript has a single exon. NCBI's taxonomy places the organism in Eukaryota, Fungi, Ascomycota, Sordariomycetes, Hypocreales, Ophiocordycipitaceae. The record is from RefSeq and is a predicted model, not a curated record.
AUGUUGAUUCAGCGUCAUGGACAAUUUGUCCACAAGGACCCCCUCCACACUUGGCCGCCGUGGAGCGUGGCGCAGCACCGCCGGAACCAAGCAGCCAUGCCCCAUGUCCAGCUGCAGGCACGAAACAAGUCGCAAGCUGCCCUCACUAGUACCUGGCAAUUCCUACCUGCUUGGCAGGGCGACGACGCCAAAAGGUCUGGCGGCUACGCGGCGGGCGGGCCACCAUGUUCAUGUUUCCAGUUCGGUGCUCGACCAUCGACGCACUGGGGCGAGGCUGAUCCCGCCGGACGAAAUCCGAACCGCCGGGGAACGCGAACGCGGACCGUCGAGAAUGAUGGGCCACGAAGCACACGCCAAGCGGCGCUUCCCCCAGCCGCCCCGCGACGUACCGAGUACGUAGGUACGUAUGACCGUGGCGAGGACUACGCACAAUAA